Molecule: messenger RNA, 564 nt
Organism: Diatraea saccharalis (sugarcane borer)
Lineage: Eukaryota; Metazoa; Arthropoda; Insecta; Lepidoptera; Crambidae
Source: the annotation of a GenBank genome assembly
AUGGGAGGCGCUGGAGGGGCGGCGGGGGCGGCGGCAGGCGUCGGGGGGCGCCGGAGGGCGUGGCGUGUGACGUCACCGCGCGCCGCGCUCAGUCGGUCAUCACCCGGCGGUCGGAACGGUCGCGGCGACGCGUCGCCUUUUCAACCCCGAAGUACGAUAGAAAGUCGCCAAAAUUUUCGACCGGCAGUACCACUCACCCUCCAAGGUGUUGAAGUUGGAGGACGACCCUUGGGGGUCAUGUGCGAUGUACUCGCCGGACAAGAUGAAGUCCGGCGGGGGUCUGAUGGCCCCGCCGGGCUGCUUUCCGGCGCGGUACAGCCCCACGUACCGCACUACCGACCCGCGGCGGUGCGUGCCCAAUCCCUCGGUGAGUACACGCCUUUAAUGCCUCUACCUGCCAUGUCUCUCAUUUCAGGUACAAACAGAGCCUUAUCGUGGCUCUUUAAAGCGAAGCAAUUGUAAUUAAUGAAACGAGAUGGUGAUAUAGUGGUGUCUCACUUGUCAUGCCUUUCAGGGAUUCAGGUACCAUCGCGAGAUCUUAUACCAUGCAAUUGCGUUGGUUAA